Hibiscus syriacus is the source of this 1070-nucleotide messenger RNA. Its product is annotated as translocon-associated protein subunit alpha-like. The transcript has 8 exons. Gene Ontology annotation, cellular component: endoplasmic reticulum membrane; endoplasmic reticulum. The record is from RefSeq and is a predicted model, not a curated record. Lineage: Eukaryota; Viridiplantae; Streptophyta; Magnoliopsida; Malvales; Malvaceae. Bases 95 to 868 code for a protein of 257 amino acids.
UUGAUCCCGAGUUCGACUUUGUAAUUUGAGUCCGGUAAUUGUACGAGUUGGCACUCACACGCCGAUCUUUUCACUCUUUCCAUUUCCCUCUACUAUGACGAGAAUGGCGAUCAAAACCUUCGGGGUUUUAUUCUUCGCACUACUCCUUGCCUCCCCUAUCCUGCAAGUUGUUAGGUGUCAAUCUGAAGCCGAGGCAGAUGUUACAGAAGCUGCAGAAGGAGGUGAACUCGGUGUUGUUGGCGAUGAUGUUCAAGAUUUUGGUCAUGGGAAUUUUGACUCAGCUCUGGGAGUUGAAACUGUCAGUCUUUUCCCAAAGAAUAACGCCAAAUUGGUUAAGGCCGGAGAAGACACUGAACUACUUGUUGGGAUGGAAAAUGUUGGCGAGUCACCCGUGAAUGUUAUUUCCGUCACAGCCAGUGUUCAUCUCCCUUUUGAUCAUCGUAUGCUUGUUCAAAACCUAACAACACUGGCCUUUAACAAUGCAACUGUACCCCCUUCAAAGCAAGCUACUUUCCCUUACACAUUUGCGGUUAGCAAGUACUUACAGCCUGGAACUUUCGAUCUUGUGGGUAUAGUUGUCUAUGAGAUUGACCAACACCCAUAUCAAACUACAUUCUAUAAUGGUACCAUUGAAGUUGUUGAGGCUGGUGGUUUCCUGAGUGUGGAGUCCGUUUUUCUUGUUACCCUUGGGAUUGCUCUUCUCAUUCUCCUCGGUUUAUGGAUUCAAGGCCAAUUUCAGCGUAUCUCCAAGAAAACUAAGAGGGCUCCAAAGGUCGAAGUCGGAACCGUGAGUAGAGAUGCCUCAUUGAACGAAUGGCUUCAGGGAACUGCUUACACUCGAGCAGCUUCCAAAUCCAGGAAGAAGUAGAUGGGUAGGGGCUUGUGAAGUCGGGCUAAUUGUAAACUCAUUUCUAGGCAUUUGGAGAGUUUUAAAGUGAGGGCACAAAUAGUUUGAGAAUUAGGCCAGAAAAAAAGGCAUAGCUUGCUUGUUGUAGCAUGUGAAGGAUCUUUUUUCCUAAAAAGACUUCAUAUUUAAUUUUAACGAGAUUCUGAAAUUGAGCCUUUUUGAA